Messenger RNA from Penicillium cosmopolitanum, 921 nucleotides. RefSeq names its product putative oxidative stress response protein Oxr1. The transcript has 3 exons. Gene Ontology annotation, cellular component: nucleus. Gene Ontology annotation, biological process: response to oxidative stress. The coding region runs from base 1 to 921 and encodes 306 amino acids. Lineage: Eukaryota; Fungi; Ascomycota; Eurotiomycetes; Eurotiales; Aspergillaceae. The record is from RefSeq and is a predicted model, not a curated record.
AUGCCGUGGUCCUUCUCAUCCUCCUCCUCGGAAGUCUACACCCCGCGCCGAACAGCUUCACCCUUCCAACCACCACCUCUCACACCUUUAGCCCUGACCAUUCCCAAAGGCGAAGACCUCCUGCAGCAACAACUCCUUACCCGCGCUCUCGCUGAAGAAAUCCGCCUCCUUGUCCCCGCCCGCCUACAACUAGUCGAGAACUGGCGUCUCGCCUACAGUCUUGACCGCGACGGAGCCGCCCUAUCCACCCUCUACGACAACUGCGAACAAUUCUCUCACCGCAGCCCGCGGGCGGGCUACGUGCUAGUGAUACGCGACUCCUCGCCCAGCGGCGCAGUCUUCGGUGCCUACAUGACCGACGCACCGCACCCGGAUUCCCAAUUCUUCGGCACGGGCGAGUGUUUCCUUUGGCGCGCGAGCGUGCUCCCACCCCCGAUUAGCUUGGGACUGGCAUUCUCCGGCGACGGGCCCCAAUCAGAAGAAGCGCUGGAACGCGCCGGCCUACCACCCCCUCCCUCUGCGGAUACAACCCACGCUGGACGAUGGACGACCACCGAGUCGCCCGCUCACAAUCUUAAUAUGAAUAUCAAGACGAAUCUCGCCGCUGCGAGUGGUGGUGCCCUGGCGCCGCCUUCGCCUUCGCCUUCGUCAACUGCUACUCCUUCGCGGAGUGGGGCGAGUACCCCCGAGCGCAUUCGGUUCAAGGCUUUCCCGUAUAGUGGUGUUAAUGAUUAUAUGAUGUUUUGCGAAACGGGAUUCCUCAGCUUAGGAGGCGGGGACGGUCAUUAUGGGCUGUGGGUUGACUCUGGCCUUGAAAAGGGCGUCAGCGCCUCUUCCCAGACCUUUGGGAAUGAACCUCUCUCCGACGAAGGUGUCAAGUUUGAUAUUCUCAACGUCGAAGUGUGGUAUGUCGGCUCUUGA